AUGCAAGAUGGCGUGGAGAAGGGCAUAGCCCUCAUAGAUGCGCACUGUGUGUGUAACAUCAUCACCAGAGUCCAUGACAAUGCCAGUGCUUUGGGGUUCGGGGCGGGGGUGGAGGUGGGGGAGGGGGUUGGUCAGAGGCACCGGGUGCUCCCCAGGGACCACACGAAGCUCAUUGUAGAAGGUGUAGUGCCAGAUCUUCUCCAUGUCAUCCCAGUUGGUGACAGUGCCAUGCUUGAUAGGAUACUUCAGGACUACCUCAUGAAGAUCCUGACUGAAUGGGGCUAUAGCUUUACCACCACUGCUGAGAGGGAAAAUGUUCGUGACAUAAAGGAGAAGCUGUGCUACAUUGCCCUGGAUUUUGCUGCAUCAUCUUCCUCCUUGGAGAAGAGUUCCGAGCUGCCCGAUGGGCAGGUGAUCACCAUCAGCAAUGAGCGGUUCUGGUGUCCAGAGGCACUCUUCCAGCCUUCCUUCCUGGGCAUGGAGUCCUAUGCCAUCCACAAGACCACCAUCAACUCCAUCAUGAAGUGUGAUGUGGGCAUCCGCAAAGACCUGUAUGCCAAUACAGUGCUGCCUGGUGGUACCACCAUGUACCCAGGCAUUGCUGACAGGAUGCAGAAGGAGAUCACAGCCUUAGCACCCAGCACAAUGAAGAUUAAGAUUAUUGCUCUCCCUGAGCGCAAGUACUCAGCCUGGAUCGGCGGCUCCAUCCUGGCCUCACGGUCCACCUUCUAGCAGAUGUGGAUCAGCAAGCAGGAGUAUGAUGAGUCAGGUCCCUCCACUGACCAGAGCAAAUGUUUCUAG
This is a messenger RNA of Mus pahari (shrew mouse), 801 nucleotides long. Its product is annotated as actin, muscle-like. The record is from RefSeq and is a predicted model, not a curated record. The transcript is spliced from 3 exons. NCBI's taxonomy places the organism in Eukaryota, Metazoa, Chordata, Mammalia, Rodentia, Muridae.